This is a messenger RNA of Entamoeba dispar SAW760, 606 nucleotides long. RefSeq lists its product as uncharacterized. Lineage: Eukaryota; Evosea; Mastigamoebida; Endamoebidae. The record is from RefSeq and is a predicted model, not a curated record. The transcript has a single exon. The coding region runs from base 1 to 606 and encodes 201 amino acids.
AUGGGUAAUGAUACUCCAUUUAUUGGUGAAGAAACUACAUCAAGAAUUGGAUGUGCUGAAUCAGUAAUGAUUAACAAAUUUGAGAAUAACUAUUUUAAAAUUGGUAAAAUUAAAAAAUCAUUAGAAGUUAUUGAUAGUCAAGUAGGUAUUGGUGUAUCAUCAAUUGAUGAUAACAAUAUUAUGGACAAAGUGCAUAUUGAAAAUACUAAAUUAUAUGGAGGGGGUUCAAUUGUACCAUGUAACAAAGUCUGUAUAAUUAACAGUACUGAAACUUAUAGUAUCACUCAUCAGUGUAAAGAAGAACUUGUGUUGAAAAGAGUGAAUGACAUUAGAAUUAGAUUAAGUGAAUCUUUGAAGAAGUUUGAAAUGGAAGAGUGUGAUCUAAUUGAUAUUGAUAAUGACAUGAAAGGAAAAGAAGUUAAAAUGGUAAGAUGUCAUGAUAUAAAGAUAGUUGAUACAUCAAAUUCAAUCAACCAGAUUGACUGUGAUAAUGUUGAAGUAAUAACAGAACAACAAAAUGAAAUGAUGGGAGGAUUUGGAAUGAUGAGAGGAUUUAUUCCUAAUAACAUGCCAAUGGGAGGUUUUGGUGGUGGACUCAAUCGUUAA